AUGCAACUUAAAAGAAUUGCAGUGGUUGGAUCGGAACAUGUUGUUGAAGCAGAAGCGAAGAUGGCUUCUGAUUUGGGUAGAAAACGACGUCCAGAGGAUAAUAUUCCAGUUGUCGAAAUACGAGGUGAAGGCAAACCGAUGACUGCUGCCCAAAUAAGAGAACUUGAAGAAGCGUCUAACGGCGAAACUAAUAGUAACCCGAAAUCAAGCUAUGCAACUUUACUGAAAAUGUUCCAGGUUGAGCACACCUGGCAACCAGUGGAAUGCCCACGUGCCGCAAAGCGGAAGGAUUUUGUUACUUUCCAUUAUAAAGCUUUCACUGAGACGGGUAAAAAGUUCGAUCAAACAUAUGGCCGAGGACCGGUUAGAAUACAACUCGGAGUUGGAAUGACUAUGCCCGGACUCGAUAAAGGACUUCGUGGCAUGUGCGACACAGAGCUCAGAAAGAUUCAUGUACCGUAUCGUCUCAGUAGAAAGAGGAAAAGCAGAACAUGGAAGAACAUUUUGAAUGAUGAGCACUGGCUGUUGUUUAACAUUGAAAUGAUGAAGGUUGAACCUUGGUCUUACGAACUGCAGUUCCAGUUUAUGGAUCUGAAUAACGACAGUUAUUUAACACAAAAUGAGCUAGUGAAAUUCCAACAGAAGAUGAAAAAAGAUUUCGGUAAGACGUGGACUAACGAGGAUAUUGAUCCGGUUACAGCGGCGAAAUAUUAUAUCAAGUACUUCGAUGCAGAUGGUGAUGGCAAAGUAGAUCUGAAAGAGUUUCGUGCGGUCAUGGAAAGAGAUAUGGCCACAAUGGCUGCAAACAAACCAGAUAAGAAGAUUGAAGGUAGAACAAGAGAUCCUGGAAUAGCUUGGAUACUGGAUUUCAAUAACGAUGGAAUUGUUUCUGUUCAGGAAAACGAUCGAGCAGACGAGGUGCUUGAGGGUGAGCCAGCGAUAGCUGCUACAUUUGCAAAAGAUGAACUCUAG
Molecule: messenger RNA, 972 nt
Organism: Anisakis simplex (herring worm)
Lineage: Eukaryota; Metazoa; Nematoda; Chromadorea; Rhabditida; Anisakidae
Source: the annotation of a GenBank genome assembly